Racocetra persica is the source of this 140-nucleotide messenger RNA. The record is from the annotation of a GenBank genome assembly. Lineage: Eukaryota; Fungi; Glomeromycota; Glomeromycetes; Diversisporales; Gigasporaceae.
GAUCAUGGAAUUGGAUCGUCACGUAAGAGAGUACUUGGACAGUAACCGUUUUGUAAAAUGGCGUUUACAAGAUUUAAAACAACAUGUAUCUGAAUCAGAGUCGAAUUACAGUGAUGAGGAAAUUUCUAGAGUUGCUUGCC